This is a messenger RNA of Gaeumannomyces tritici R3-111a-1, 1998 nucleotides long. RefSeq lists its product as hypothetical. The transcript has a single exon. The coding region runs from base 92 to 1759 and encodes 555 amino acids. Gene Ontology annotation, biological process: proteolysis. Lineage: Eukaryota; Fungi; Ascomycota; Sordariomycetes; Magnaporthales; Magnaporthaceae. The record is from RefSeq and is a predicted model, not a curated record. Gene Ontology annotation, molecular function: dipeptidyl-peptidase activity; serine-type exopeptidase activity.
UAAAUGCCCGCCCCCCUAGAUCCGGCCUUGAUAUUCUCUGCUCCUUUUUUCCCCACCCCUCCCAGGUGCCACUGCUGCCCGUCCUGACGCAAUGGUUUCUUUUCGCAGCAUCGGCCUCGUUGCCGCCUCGCUGCUCUCUGCAGCCCAGGCCCUCCAGCGCUUCCCGCUGCCGCCCAUCGACAGGGAGGCCCUGCGGGAACACGACCAGGGCGAGAAGCUUGGCCUGGCCCGCAGACAGGCCCCCAACCCAUCGCGGCUAUACCGAGAGUACAACCUCUCGGUCCCCAUCGACCACUUUCACAACGACAGCCGCUACGAGCCGCACUCUGACGGCUCGUUCCCGCUUCGUUACUGGUUCGAUGCCCAGUACUACAAGCCUGGCGGGCCCGUCAUUGUGCUUGGCGCCGGCGAGACGAGCGGCGUUGGUCGCCUUCCGUUCCUACAGAAAGGCAUCGUCAACAUCCUGGCCAAGGCCACCGGCGGCGUUGGCGUGAUCCUGGAGCAUCGCUACUACGGCACCAGCGUCCCUACCAGCGACUUCAGCACCGAAAACCUGCGCUUCCUCACCACGGAGCAGGCUUUGGCCGAUACUGCCUACUUCGCCAAGAAUGUCAAAUUCCCCGGGCUCGAGAACGUGAACCUCAGCCCCGACGUUACCCCCUGGAUCGCUUACGGCGGCUCGUACGCUGGUGCUUUCGUCGCCUUUCUCCGCAAACUCUACCCGGACCUCUUCUGGGGAGCCAUUUCGUCCUCGGGCGUGCCCAAGGCGAUUUGGGAUUACUGGAAGUACUUCGAGGCCGCUGCUGUCUACGGGCCGCCUGCCUGCGUCGAGUCGACGCGCAAGCUGACGCACAUUGUCGACAACAUCCUGAUGGGCCGCGCCAACGACGACCCGCAGGCGCAGCGUCUCAAGGCUGCCUUUGGCAUGCCCAACAUCACCUACAACGACGACUUUGCCGGCGCCAUCAACAACGGCAUCUACUCCCUGCAGAGCUACAACUGGGAUCCCGCGGCCGGCUCGGUUGAGUUCUUCAACUAUUGCAGCAACGUCUCGUCCGACGCCGUCGUGUAUCCGGCCACCGAGUCCAAGCGCUCGGUCGUGCAGGAGCUGAUGAGGCUGGGCGGUUAUGAGAAGGAGCUCGGCACGAGCCUCGAGAACCGCUUCCUCAACUACAUCGGCUACGUCGACCUCACCAGCGUCCAGCGCUGCCGCGGCUCCCAGGACGGGUGCUGGGGGUCGCACGAUCCCAAGUCGUGGGAGGGCGUCGACCUGUCCCGCACCGACCGCCUGUGGCCCUACCAGGUCUGCACCGAGUGGGGCUACAUCCAGACGGGCAGCGGCGUGCCGGCGGACCAGCUGCCGCUGAUCUCGCGCCUGGUCGACCUCGAAACGGCGACGGCCAGCUGCCGCAACUUCUUCAACAUGACGGGCCAGGCAGACCUGGACCGCAUCAACCGGUACGGCGGCUUCGACAUCAGCUACCCGCGCCUGGCCUUUGUCGACGGCGAGUGGGACCCCUGGCGCGCCGCCGGCGUCAACGCCAUCGGCCUGCCCCCGCGAAAGUCGACCCUGGACGAGCCCGUCUUCCUAAUCCCCAAGGCCGUCCACCACUGGGACGAGAACGGCGUGUUUGCCAACGAGACGGUGCCCGGCUACUUUCCUCCCCUGGACGUGUCGGGAUCGCAGGCGCAGAUGGUCACGUUUGUCCAGGUCUGGCUGGACGAGUGGGCGGCGAAGCGGGCGGCCAAGGAGCUGUAAGCUCGGUGCACUCAAGACCCUGUUCGAGGCUUACUCUGAGGCAUUUUAAUGCGACUAUGACGAAUAAUUUCGGCCUAUGUAGUAUCGCCUAGGAGAUAUAUUAAAAGAAAGGCUUUGUGCCAACAUGACACUUGGCAGUGGUUUUGCCGGGCCCGGCAGGACACUGAAAGAAGAAUCUAGCCAUUCAUCUCGCCGAAAGAUGUGACCUAAAUUAAAGCCCAGCGAUCUCUCAUCUCGAC